CAUGGGCGGGCGGGCGCGCCGCUCGCUGUUGGCGGCGCCCGCGGGCCUGCUGCUGCUGCUGUGCCUGCUCUGGCCGAGGGGGGUACGCUGCGGCUACCACGAGAAGCGGCUGCUGCACCACCUACUGGACCACUACAACGUACUGGAGAGGCCCGUCGUCAACGAGAGCGACCCGCUGCAGCUCUCCUUCGGCCUCACGCUCAUGCAGAUCAUUGACGUGGACGAGAAGAACCAGCUAUUAAUAACAAACAUCUGGCUUAAACUGGAGUGGAAUGACAUGAACUUGAGAUGGAACACUUCUGAUUUCGGUGGGGUCAAAGAUUUACGAGUACCGCCCCACAGACUAUGGAAACCAGACGUCCUCAUGUACAACAGCGCGGACGAAGGGUUCGACAGCACGUAUCCAACGAACGUGGUUGUCCGGAACAACGGCUCGUGUCUGUACGUACCGCCUGGCAUCUUCAAGAGCACCUGCAAGAUCGACAUCACCUGGUUUCCAUUCGAUGACCAAAGAUGCGAAAUGAAGUUUGGUAGCUGGACUUAUGAUGGAUAUCAGUUGGACCUUCAAUUACAAGACGAAGGGGGAGGAGAUAUAAGCAGUUUUGUCACGAAUGGUGAAUGGGAAUUAAUAGGAGUCCCCGGCAAGCGCAAUGAGAUUUACUACAACUGUUGUCCGGAGCCGUACAUCGACAUAACAUUCGCAGUCGUAAUCAGGCGGAAGACGCUCUACUACUUCUUCAAUCUUAUCGUACCCUGCGUGCUCAUCGCCUCCAUGGCGCUAUUAGGAUUCACCUUACCUCCAGAUUCAGGCGAAAAAUUGUCAUUAGGUGUGACAAUAUUGCUGUCGCUGACGGUGUUCCUCAACAUGGUGGCAGAGACGAUGCCAGCGACGUCAGAUGCCGUGCCCCUGCUGGGCACAUACUUCAACUGCAUCAUGUUUAUGGUGGCGUCUUCCGUCGUAUCCACCAUACUCAUCCUGAAUUACCACCAUCGGCACGCAGACACUCAUGAAAUGAGUGAUUGGAUACGUUGCGUGUUUCUGUACUGGCUGCCGUGGGUCCUGCGCAUGUCGAGGCCGGGCUCGGCGACGACCCCCCCGCCGGCUCGUGCCCCGCCCCCGCCAGACCUGGAGCUGCGCGAACGCUCCUCCAAGUCGCUCCUAGCGAACGUGCUCGACAUCGACGACGACUUCCGCCAUGCGCACUCGCAGCAGCCCCCUUGCUGCCGAUACUACAGGUCCCUCGACGAUCUACACGAACACUACUCGCCGGGGGGUGAGGAGAACGGCGCGGGUCUGGCAGCACAUAGUUGCUUCGGUGUCGACUACGAGCUCUCCCUCAUCCUGAAGGAGAUACGAGUCAUCACAGAUCAGAUGCGCAAGGACGAUGAAGAUGCGGACGUUUCGCGCGACUGGAAGUUCGCCGCCAUGGUCGUGGACAGACUGUGCCUUAUUAUCUUUACCCUGUUCACAAUCAUCGCAACGCUAGCCGUGCUGCUGUCCGCGCCACACAUCAUGGUGUCGUAGCGACCCGCCCGCUUGCGGCUGCGCAUGCGUAACGUUCUGUGAUACCGCGAAUACUUGUUAAGUUGUGAUGUGCGAAGCGGCGCGGACGCUGAUGCCGCGGCGCAGGAGUUGCCGCCGCCUGCCUCGACGCCCGCGCCCCCCUGUAGACAUAAGUUACCGCUGACUGCCAACCCUGUAAGCUCAACAAAAACUGCCUAUCCGACUAACGUCUUCUAAUCCCUUGAGAACUUCAGCGAUUGUGUACUUUUUCUUCCAAGAAUACAAAGACCACCGGUCGUCACGCUCACUAAAAUGAUUCCCGUGCCCUACAAUCGAUCUGUAGGGUACGAUGAGAUUGAUAGUCUCUUGGAAACGAUGAGCGGUUCCGUAGCAGGCGUUCCGUCCGUCGGAACGGUCGCCCUAGCGAUAGAGUGGCAGUACGUGCUAUACAGGCACCGGCGCCGCCGCGCGCUGCCGGGCCCCGCCGCGGGCCCGCGCUAGAGUUAGUCACCGCAGCAAGUGACCACCCACUAGACAAGACUGUGGCUAAUUAACAAAUUUUUAGCACAAAAAUGUCUUCCUUCUUACCGUUGAACGACCUGAUUCGCAUUUAAAAUUUAAACUUUGUUAGAACUUCUUCGAUUCUCGAAAUCUAUUGUACAGUUUAGAGUUUGGGCAGUGAAACAAUGGCCCUUUGUUUCCUUCUUGUUCGAUUCCAUGAAUCGUGUUAUAAUCCCUAGUUUUAUUUUCGGAUAUAUUUGUGUCAGUAGCUAGUAUAGAACUUUACAAACAAUGUUGAUUCAAUUGGUACAGGUUGUGAUAUGCCUCGUUGUGAACGGGUCGAUAUUGUUAUAAAUGGUAAAAUAUCCAUGGCUAUAGCUUAAUAAAACGUUCGUUACAAGUUGUAGUUAAACAAAUAUUAUUUUAAUAAAGUCAUACCUGGGUCUAUCAGAACGACUUAUACAAAUAAUUAAAUUACGUAUUAAUAUCACGUUUGUACUUCUUUCCAUACAGUUACAGUAAUUCAUAUGCUGAAAAUAAUAUUAGCUUUGUAAAAUUUUCUUCUUCGAAAAUUAAUUCAAAAUACGACCAUCGUUUCAGACAUGUACAAUAUACAUAUAACUCAUUUUAUAAGAUAUACAACAUUUUAUAAGUACAACAAGUUAACACCGGUUUUUCGUUACAUAGAGGGUAUACAUAACACGAAGGUGCCUAUUUAUUGAGAGAUGCUCAGUUGAUAAGUACCUACUCGGUAUCCGAAACAUCUCGACCUAUCCUGCCGCUCGUCUGCCACACUCCAACAGAUAUCAUAACUAAACGCGAUUGUUUUGAUGCUCUACCAUUGUCAUUGUUAUAUCAUUUUAUUCUUAAUUUAAAUCAUCGAUAAUAAUAAUUGAUAAGGAGACAUUGUGAAUCUCUUAAAGGGAAAACGUGUUACCUACGGUGAGAAUGCGCGGGUACACACGACAAGCGACUGUACCCUCGCAAAGCUCUCGUAAUGUUUUCCUUUUCCGAGGUAGCGGGUGUGUAUGUGAUCUUAGACGGCUCUAAGGAAGUUGCGGGCCGGAUUUGAUUACCCGUCAAUGUUUUCAAUGAUCAGUUUGUUUACUGUUAUAUCUUGUACCAUUCGCUAGAGGUUGUGUGACGACCCGGACGGUGGAGGCCGCCGGCCCCGCCCAUCGCCCAGGCUGCUCUCUAUCUUGUUAUAUGAUAGAACAAGUGCGGCAUCUCGCCGUCGGCAAUGGGACUGCCCGAUGUCCCCAAGAUUUGUUCAAUUGUUAGGGUUAAUACUCUGAAUUGCACUUUGUUUAUUAAAUAUAAACGAAUGAAACAAA
Messenger RNA from Trichoplusia ni (cabbage looper), 3339 nucleotides. RefSeq names its product neuronal acetylcholine receptor subunit alpha-7 (gene nAChRalpha7). Gene Ontology annotation, cellular component: synapse; neuron projection; postsynaptic membrane. Gene Ontology annotation, molecular function: transmembrane signaling receptor activity; acetylcholine-gated monoatomic cation-selective channel activity. Bases 2 to 1525 code for a protein of 507 amino acids. Lineage: Eukaryota; Metazoa; Arthropoda; Insecta; Lepidoptera; Noctuidae. The transcript is spliced from 11 exons. The record is from RefSeq and is a predicted model, not a curated record. Gene Ontology annotation, biological process: monoatomic ion transmembrane transport; chemical synaptic transmission; signal transduction.